GCUCGACGACCUCGCGACGAUGCGGCGACAGUGCCGCACGAACUGCCGUGGCGAACGGUGCUCGCGGUGACCGCGCCUAGGUACACCUACCGUUCACCUGUUUACAUUCGCAAUUAACUCGCUUAUUGACACGUACACACAAUCGCGCGCUCGUUUCGCUUUCGAUUUUCCUUCCUACGCCUGAGAAAGAGAGAGAGGCGUCGGCAGUAAAAGUCCGUUUCAGCCGCACCCUGCGAACUUGCGAGUGACGUCUUCUGGAUCCUCGGAUUAUCUCCUCUUCGUGGCGGGCGUCUCUCUGUGGAUCGCAUCGUUGCACGUCGACAACCUCCGCACGAUGUCCGUGCCGCUAUUGCUACUGACGUCGCUCUUGGCCUCCUCGGGCGUCCACCACGUGCUCGCACGCGACGUCGACUACUGUUUCGCUUAUGAGGAUGAUCCGUACCUCUACAUGGCCACCAAGACGGCCUACCACUUCGUCCACGGUGGCAAGACUCGAUUCCAGACGGUGCCGAAUUGCCGGCCGGUGCAGAUGUGGAUGUUAGCUGCGUAUGGCACUCGCUGCCCAACCCUCCACGAGAUCGACGAGAUUAACGCCCUGACCGAUCUUAGAGAGCAGAUAGUGCACAAUCACGAAACGCGCAACGAGGGUCGCAUGUGCAACCAGGACUUGGACAACAUCAAGAGAUGGCAGACGAACGAAUACCUGAGGCCGGUGCGGGCGAAGGCGUUGACGCCGCAGGGAGUCGAAGACAUGAGGCUCUUGGCGAGAAGAUUGCAGAGCAACUUCCCGGAGUUACUGCAGCCCGUCUUCGGCAACAUAUCGUCCAGGAAUUACAAGUUUCGGGCCACCGAGGCGCAACGCAGCAUGGAAUCCUUCAUGGAAGGACUCUUCGGGAGCAGGGACGCUGUGAUCCCCGAGGAGACAACUCUGAACGACACUCUGCUGAAUGCAUACAAGACGUGCGGUGUGUGGGAGAACGACGCUCACGAGCAAUCAUACGAAAGUACGGAGCGCGACCUGUUCACCGCUGGACCACUAUUUCAGAAUCUCGUGCAUAACGUCAGCCAACGGCUGGGAUUUCUCUAUGAUAUCUCCGUUGACAAAAUCGAUGUUAUGUACGAUGCGUGUCGAUACGAGAAGGCUUGGACGGUCACCAAACUGUCGCCUUGGUGUGCAGUCUUUAGCAAGGAAGAACUUCGAAUUCUGGAGUACAGGGAGGACCUUGAUUACUACUACAAAGCAGGCUACGGACGUGAUAUUAACACUCGUCUGGGAUGCCCGUUGUUGCACGAUAUGAUGCAACAUUUUUGGAAUGUAGCACGCGACGAAAUGUCGAACGAGCCCCUGGGCAUCUUCUACUUCAGCGACAUUAUCAGUCUGCAAAAUCUCUUGACCACAAUUGGCAUAAAUGAAGAUCAGACACGAUUAACCGCCUUCAACUACAAGGAUAUGGCCCAACGACAGUGGAGAACCUCUUUAAUAUCCUCUUUUGCUGCGAAUCUAAUUGCAGUAUUUUACAAGUGUAACGACAGUAGAGAGAGCAAUAAAGUAAUGUUUUACCUGGCGGAGAAACCAAUACAAUAUGAAAGUUGUAUGGUAGGACUCUGCGACUGGGAAUUUUUGAAGAGCAAAUUUGGAGAACUGGCGUCCAAUUGCAAGCUGGAUGUCUGUUGGGGAACGAACGGUGCACCUCCCAAUCCCCUACCUCUGAAUUCCACAGCUAUUCUACUUGUCUGCUUCGUUCUAGUCUACCUUGGCUAUCGACUGUAAAUAAGUUAAUCUUAUUUAUUUUAACUGUACUAAAGUCUUUAUUUCAAUUGUACUAAACGCAGAAUUGUAAAAUACUGAACACAAUAUUGUAGAGAAUUAAGACAUUAAGUUAUAGAUGACUGUUCAUUCUUGAUUCUGUAUAAAUGAACAUUGCGACUCUACAUACCAAUGUUAAGCAAAAUAUAUUUACAAGUGUAAUAAUUUCGAGUAUAUAUCCGCGGCUAUAUAACUAUUAUUAAUUAAUAUUGUAAUAACUGUACUCUCGGUGACGAUUAAUAUUCACGAAAGUUACUGAUUUUGCAUUCGUAAAUAAAGAUUAUAAGUCUAA
This is a messenger RNA of Dinoponera quadriceps, 2099 nucleotides long. Its product is annotated as multiple inositol polyphosphate phosphatase 1-like. Bases 335 to 1771 code for a protein of 478 amino acids. The record is from RefSeq and is a predicted model, not a curated record. Gene Ontology annotation, molecular function: acid phosphatase activity; inositol phosphate phosphatase activity. The transcript is spliced from 9 exons. Lineage: Eukaryota; Metazoa; Arthropoda; Insecta; Hymenoptera; Formicidae.